GCCUUACACUCGGUAGUUGUUUCUGAGGGAAAGGGGAUCGGCGAUAGGCGCAACACGAGAAUUCCCCACAAGACCAUCGAAUUCCCCACCCGCAACCCUUUGCUCGACUCAAAACCCUCGACAAGCGCUGUCGACCUCGCGCGGCCGCCGCAACAAUGGCGUCCCUUUUCAAGGACCCGAGCAAGCUGUCGGUGUACAGGGACCGGCGGUUCCCUGGGACGCAGGAGGAGUUUGAGGCGGCGCUGCUGGCGUCGCUGACGGUGUACGUGGGGAACAUGUCCUUCUACACCACGGAGGAGCAGGCCUACGAGCUGUUCUCCCGCGCCGGCGAGAUAAAAAAGAUCAUCAUGGGCCUCGACAAGAACACCAAGACCCCCUGCGGCUUCUGCUUCGUACUGUACUACUCCAGGGAAGAUGCUGAAGAUGCAGUAAAAUAUAUUAGUGGCACAAUGCUUGAUGAUCGCCCAAUCCGUGUUGAUUUUGAUUGGGGCUUUGAAGAAGGCAGGCAAUGGGGCCGUGGAAGGAGUGGUGGACAAGUCCGAGAUGAGUACCGCACGGAUUAUGAUCCUGGAAGAGGUGGCUAUGGCAAGAUGGUUCAGAAAGAGCUAGAAGCACAAAGAGAAUUAGUUGACUAUGGUGUAGGUUUUCAAACGAAUGCUCCACCGCAGUUUGAUAGAGCUGACAGGAAGAGAGGAUAUGGCGACCGGAAUGACAGAGGAGAUUACCAACGGAGACGGUCGGCACCAGAUAUGGCCAGGAGAGCAACUGACUCGGAUUCUAAGAGAGAUGCUAAUCAAGAGCCUGAAAAGAAUCCCAGGUUUCGCGAGAAAGGUGAUUCUGAUGAUGAAGAUGAUGACUACGAUAAGAAACGCCGGCGCUGAACCCGAGAAGCAAAUUGCUGCCAUAUUCAAAUGCACAAUAGUAGUAUUAUCUAUCUGUUUGUAUGCCAUAUGACUUGAUUUUCCCUUGAGCCAUUCACAUUUUGCCUGCAUUUUAGAAUCAGUUCAUCAACAUAGUGCAGCCUUUGCAUGACUUGCACCCCCUGAAACUCUUGCAUGUGUAUGCUGCUGAUUAAGACUAUUAGUUUUAAGAAUAGUGACCAUUGGGUGCUGGCCACUGAUUAGUUGAA
Molecule: messenger RNA, 1129 nt
Organism: Triticum urartu
Lineage: Eukaryota; Viridiplantae; Streptophyta; Magnoliopsida; Poales; Poaceae
Gene: CBP20
Product: CAP-binding protein 20
Biological process (GO): mRNA cis splicing, via spliceosome
Cellular component (GO): nuclear cap binding complex
Molecular function (GO): RNA cap binding
Source: RefSeq, a predicted model, not a curated record